AGAUAACAGGACGUUGGUUUCCUCCUUCCUGUCCAUAAGUUCAGCGCACAUAAAGCCGCUCACAGGUAGAUCCACCCACAGAGCUGCCCAGACCUCCUCACCAUGAAGCUGCAGCUGCCCAACCCCGACCUGGACUCCAGGGUCCUGAGCCACCAGGAGCUGGAGGUGCUGGAGACCACGGAGGCUGGGGACCGCCCCAAGUGGGACAACAAGACCCAGUACAUGCUGACCUGCGUGGGCUUCUGCGUGGGGCUGGGGAACGUCUGGCGCUUCCCCUACCUGUGUCAGAGCCAUGGAGGAGGAGCGUUCAUGAUCCCCUUCCUCAUCCUGCUAGUCGUGGAGGGAAUCCCCCUGCUCUACCUGGAGUUUGCGAUUGGCCAGCGCAUAAGAAGGGGCGGUCUGGGGGUGUGGUCUACGAUCCAUCCCUAUUUGUCGGGCAUCGGCGUGGCCUCCAUGUGUGUGUCGCUGCUCAUCAGCCUCUACUACAACACCAUCAUCGCCUGGAUCCUCUGGUACCUGUUCAACUCCUUCCAGGACCCCCUGCCCUGGAGCCAGUGUCCCCUCAACGCCAACGCAACAGCCCUGCUGUCUGAGUGUGCGAGGAGCUCCUCGGUGGACUACUUCUGGUACCGGGAGACCCUGAACACCACAGCCUUCCUCGAGGACGACGGGGGGCUGCAGUGGUGGCUGGUGGUCUGCCACAUCAGCGCCUGGGCGCUGCUCUUCCUGUGCAUCAGCCGCGGCAUCGAGACCUCUGGGAAGGCGGUGUACGUGACGUCCACCCUCCCCUACCUGGUGCUCACCAUCUUCCUGAUCCGGGGACUGACCCUGAAGGGCUCUCUGGACGGGAUCAAGUUCCUCUUCACUCCCGACCUGGCGGAGCUGGCCAAGGCCUCCACCUGGCUGGACGCAGGGGCCCAGGUCUUCUACUCCUUCUCCCUGGCCUUCGGGGGCCUCAUCAGCUUCUCCAGCUACAACUCUGUUCAUAAUAACUGUGAACAGGAUGCAUUGAUCAUCUCCGCCAUCAACGGCUUCACCUCCGUGUACGCGGCCACCGUCGUCUACUCCAUCAUCGGCUUCAGGGCAACAGAGAGAUUCGACAGCUGUGUUUCCGGAAACAUUCUAGCAUUGCUGAAUGGGUUUGAACUUCCCGAAGGCAGCAUCACUGGGACCAACUACGAUCAAAUCUUCACAGAGCUAAACCAAACAAAUUCUGCACUCAUAGACACACUGAGUCUGAAAAAAUGCAGCCUGGACACGUUCCUCAGUGAGGGAGUGGAGGGAACCGGCCUAGCCUUCAUCGUGUUCACGGAGGCCAUCACCAAGAUGCCCUUCUCCCCACUGUGGGCGGUGCUCUUCUUCAUCAUGCUUUUCUGUCUGGGCCUCUCCUCCAUGUUCGGGAACAUCGAGGGGGUCCUGGUUCCCCUGCAGGACCUCAAGCUCUUCCCCAAGAAGUGGCCCAAAGAGGCCGUCACCGGUGUUACCUGUCUGCUGUGCUGUCUGCUGGGGCUGAUAUUCGUUCAGGGUUCAGGGAACUACUGGCUCUCUCUGUUCGACGGCUACGGCGGCUCCGUCUCUCUGCUGGUGGUGGCCUUCUGCGAGAUGGUCUCUGUUGUCUACAUAUACGGGAUAGACAGUUUCCUUCCUCCCAGGUUCAACGAUGACAUCGUCUUCAUGAUCGGCCACAAGCCAAACAUCUUCUGGCAGAUCAUGUGGAGGGUCAUCAGUCCGGCUGUCAUGCUCUUCAUCCUCAUCGCCUUCAUCGUGGACAAAGUCUCGGAAGACCUGAUCUACAAAUCCUGGGAUCCUGAAUCGGACGUUUUCCCUGCCCUGGUGGAAUACUCGUAUCCCUCCUGGAUCUACGCGGUCAUAAUCGCCUUAGCAGGGAUUCCCAGUCUUUUCAUACCAUGUAUCGCCAUUUUUAAAUGUCUCAGAAACCUAAAAAGGAACAAAUCAGAUAUAGAGGAGCUCCACGCUGCCAAAAUGUGAGUAGUGAGCAUCACAAGAUAUUGUGCAAAUAUUAACCUUAACUAUAAUAUACAAUUAUAUAAACCCUGUUUACAUAAUUACUAGUCAAUGGAGAGGAAUUUCUGUAAAUUCUCCUUGGAUAGUUUUUAUUUGCAUUAUCAAUGUAGCCACGAAGGCUACUCAGCUACGAUCAGAAUCAUGUUCACCCAUUGUCUCAUUAAAUGUAUGCUUGGUAACUUUGCUGCCUGAAUCUUACGGGGAUCACACUCUAAAUUUAGAUAAAAUACUUUGCUGUCCGAAGGGUCCUAAACAUAAGUGAUUCUUUAUCACCAGACCGGUGUGGAACAUACAACACGACUCUUCUGUUCCACCCUUUUCUAUUCCCACUUUCAGUAGUGCAACAACAAUACAAUGAGUUACUGGUUAAGUUGAUUAUGGUACAUAAUCAAGGUCGUACAGAGAGAUUGGAGUUGAUUCAAUACGUGGCCGAUGGUCCCUCAGCAAAGUGCCUUCCUUCCUUUAGGCUUCCUUCUUCCUUCUACCUUCCAGUAGCUGAUAAAAUCACAAUUCUCUUCCAUCCUCCUGUCUUUAUUCACACUACUUACAUUUUUUACAAGGGGCAAGAAAACCAUACAAAGGUUCUUGGUCCUUCGGAAAAAUGUGUUCAUUGAAAAAAAAGUUAAAUAUCAUGUUCAAGUUGUUACUACUGUGUAUCUUUGUGUAUUUAUUUUUCAUAAUCAAAUAAGAAUUAAUAUCACGCAACUAUAGUUUGAUAGAAAUACAAUUAAAGUUCACUUGAAACCUUCAGGUUAGAUAAAUUAU
This is a messenger RNA of Gadus morhua (Atlantic cod), 2790 nucleotides long. It is a transcript of the gene slc6a19b, whose product is annotated as solute carrier family 6 member 19b. Gene Ontology annotation, biological process: nitrogen compound transport; neutral amino acid transport; sodium ion transmembrane transport. Gene Ontology annotation, cellular component: plasma membrane; brush border membrane; apical plasma membrane. Lineage: Eukaryota; Metazoa; Chordata; Actinopteri; Gadiformes; Gadidae. The record is from RefSeq and is a predicted model, not a curated record. The transcript has 12 exons. The coding region runs from base 103 to 1989 and encodes 628 amino acids. Gene Ontology annotation, molecular function: neutral L-amino acid transmembrane transporter activity.